GGUUUAUCCGGCAAUUAGCAGCAUGUCGGCAGCAAGGCUCGAACGUACAUGAAGCAAUGGUUUUCCACGCGUAGUCGUUGCAGGUCGCAUAUCGCAUCGCGUAUUUCCCAGUCCGCUUUUCACAACGCCGUUUGCGGUUCGACCACAUCAAUGAGUCCUCCCCUGGAAUUCAGAACAUAUAGCGACUACCGCAUCCCGCCGUUGCAAUUCGAGCAGGAGAGGAAUGCGCAUUCUAGAUCGCCGGGCGACAGGAGCUUGCUCCAGAAAUGGAGUAUCGAAGACAUUCUAAACCGUUUUUCGCAGCGUCCGCAGGCUGAAACGAAAGGAUCUGGCGAUAGCGAGGAGGCGCUGAAGGAGAGUGACUUGGAGGAUUUGGAGAAGAAGGGUGAUGAGGGGACGUUGGUAACAUGGGACGGCGAUAACGACCCCCAAAACCCGCUCAACUGGAGCUACUCGCGAAAAUGGAUCGGCACCUGGCUCGUCUCGUGCUUUACCUUCAUCUCGCCGCUCGCAUCGACCAUGGUCGCGCCCGCGCUCGACACCAUCGCCGACGAUUUUGACAUCGAGUCCGACUUCAUGCGAAUGUUCGUCAUGGCGAUUUUCCUCCUGGGCUUCGCGGUCGGGCCCUUCGUUAUCGGCCCGCUAAGCGAGGUCUUUGGCAGAGUGAAGGUGCUGCAGCUUUGUAACCUGUGGUUUUUGGUGUUUAAUGGCUUGUGUGGGUUUGCCAGGAAUAAGGAUGAGAUGUUGGCAUUCCGGUUUUUGAGCGGCAUGGGUGGGAGUGCGCCGCAGGCUAUCGGCCAAGGUAUCUUAGCAGAUAUCUGGACGAAAGAAGAACGCGGGCUAGGCAGUGCCAUCUACGGCCUGAUGACCUGGCUCGGACCCGCCAUCGGACCCAUCGCGGGCGCAUUUUGCACGCACUUCACUACUUGGCGCUGGGUCUUCUGGGCAACCUCCCUCUUCAGCAUCGCCAUCCAAGCCCUCGCCAUAUUCUUCCUCAGCGAAUCCUACGGGCCGUACCUCCUGCGGCAAAAAGCCAAGAAGCUGCGCAACAAGACCGGCGACAUGUCUUUGAAAACCGAGCACGACCAGAAGUCUGUCGGCCAAAUGCUGAGCAAGGCGCUCGUGAGGCCGUUUGUCAUGCUGUUCACGCAGCCGGCGAUUAUCUCGAUUAGCGUGUACCGCGCAUUCUUUUACGGGGUUAUGUAUUUGGUGCUGUCUACUUUCCCAGAGGUAUGGGAAGACGAAUACGACAUGGAAGUCCACAUCGCAUCGCUGAACUACCUCUCCCUCGGCAUCGGCUUCUUCAUCGGCCUUUUCCUCACAGGCCACCUGCAAGACUGGCUCUACGCGCGCCUCAAAACCCUCUACAACACCGCCGAAGGAAAACCCGAAUACCGCAUCCCGCCCAUGCUCCUCGGCGGCGUGCUCUCCCCCGCCGGCUUGCUCACGUACGGCUGGGCGGUGCAGGCGCACACGCACUGGAUUGUGCCGGACGUCGGCGCUGCGAUUUUUGCUUGCGGGCUGAUUGUCAUCUUUCAGUGCGCGCAGAAUUAUCUUAUUGAUGCGUAUACUACGCAUGCGGCGAGUGCGGCGGGCGCGGCGGCGUUUCUGAGGACGAUGGCGGGGUUUAGCUUCCCGCUUUUUGCGGAUAGGAUGUACGAUGCGCUUGAGUGGGGAUGGGGGAAUACGUUGCUGGCGGGUGUGAGCUUUGUGCUGGGACUGCCGGCUGCUUGGGCCUUGUGGGUGUUUGGGGAGAGGAUUCGGGCGAGGAGUAAGUACUGCUCAGGAUGAGGGAUCUACAACAAAGGUACCACCAGUCCGUGUCGAUUCGGAUUUGCGGUUUCGAAAACGUUUCGGCCGAUAAAACUUCUGAUCCCAUAGUCCAUUGUGCGGUGAUGCUCAAAUGGCCGCGGUGUCGGGAGGCGGGCACGGCUACACGGAGAGCUCAUGCAGCGCUCAAGAGCUUUUGCGAGGAU
Molecule: messenger RNA, 1976 nt
Organism: Trematosphaeria pertusa
Lineage: Eukaryota; Fungi; Ascomycota; Dothideomycetes; Pleosporales; Trematosphaeriaceae
Product: MFS general substrate transporter
Exons: 5
Coding region: 151-1791 (546 amino acids)
Biological process (GO): transmembrane transport
Molecular function (GO): transmembrane transporter activity
Source: RefSeq, a predicted model, not a curated record